AUGCCCUCGAUACCAGUGCGCAUCGUCAAGCCCAGCCCUCCAGGUACUGAGGCAUAUGAGGCUAAGCGAGCCACCGUGCUGCAAGAGUUAUCCGACUCUAUUCCCGAAACCCUCUGGUUAUCUGAAGACGCUGUUAAAAAUGCCGGGAAAGACGUCACCAAAGUGCCCAGUACCUGUGGCCUCUUGACUAGCCGGGAACUUGAAAUCACAGAAACUCACGACGCAACGUCCCUCGCCCAGGCCAUCGCCAACAAGACAUACUCUGCCGUAGAAGUGGCCAUUGCCUUUUCCAAGCGCGCCGUGAUUGCGCACCAGCUCACCUGCUGCCUUACAGAAUGGUUCAUGGACGACGCUGUCGCGCGGGCCAAGGAGCUUGACGACUAUCUUCUCAAGACUGGCGUUACUGUCGGUCCUCUGCACGGUGUGCCAGUGAGCAUCAAAGUCCAUGCACCCAUGAAGGGGCAUUACAGCAGCACUGGCUUCAUCAACACGAUCAAGAAGAAUGACGAGGAUUGCCAGAUUGUCAAGAUUCUGCGUGACGCCGGCGCCGUCUUCUACUGCAAGACAAAUCAGCCACAGGCCAUUAUGCAUCUGGAGACAACAUCCUUCUAUGGCCGAACGCUGAACCCUUACAACUACAACCUAUCUGCGGGAGGCUCUUCGGGCGGUGAAGCCGCGCUGAUUGCCCUGCGAGGAUCUCUGCUUGGUCUUGGCACAGAUAUUGGCGGUAGUAUUCGCGGUCCUGCUGCAUUCUGUGGCAUCUACGGCUUCAAGCCCACGACCACCUAUGUCCCAAGUUACGGAUACCUCGAAUCCGAUAUUCCCUGUAUGCUGAAUAUUCCCGGCGCUGCUGGCCCGAUGGCCGUCUCGCUCCGGGACAUGGACCUCUUCAUGUCCAUUGUCAUUCGGUCCCAGCCGUGGCUGCUAGAUCCAAACAUGAUUCCCAUUCCGUGGACAGGCCUAAAUACUCCCACUAGCCCACAACCACUAAAGAUUGGAUUCAUGAUGACAGAUGGUGCUAUCCAGCCUCAACCACCAGUAACUCGAGCCCUCAACUGGGCUCGAGAGACGUUACUUGCGGCUGGGGUCAAGGUUGUGGACUUUCAGCCUCAUAAGACAGCAGAGGCUAUUGCUAAUAUUCGCAAAAUCUACUGGUGCAAUGGUAUCGCUGGAGUUAAGCAAUGUCUCCAAGAGACGGGGGAGCCUGAGCAUCCUCUGACUGAAUGGAUCUGUGCCGACGCUGUGCCGGAAGGGGAGCAUACUAUUGAUACCAUGUACGCCCACCGUCGCCAAAGAGAUGCAUUUUGGGGCGAGUUUGCCAAGUACUGGAGCUCGCAAGAUGCCGACGUUGUUAUUGUGCCGGCCUUUGUCGGUCCCGCCUGCGAACACGACACAGCCUGGGACUGGAACUACACAGCUCUCUGGAACUAUCUCGACUGCCCUGGUGCAGUGUUCCCAACACCUAUUCGCACAGAAGGCAAAGAAGGAACCCCGGAAUAUAACCGUACAGAACCAUUGAGUGAGGAAUGCAUACGUGUAAGGCAGCUCUGGGAAAAGGGCGACUUUGACGGCGCUCCAAUCAACCUGCAGAUUGUUGCACGCCGAUACCACGAUAAUCAGCUCUUCCAAGCUUUGCAAGCGAUCAAACCAAUCUUGGGCUUGUCUUAG
Molecule: messenger RNA, 1668 nt
Organism: [Torrubiella] hemipterigena
Lineage: Eukaryota; Fungi; Ascomycota; Sordariomycetes; Hypocreales; Clavicipitaceae
Source: the annotation of a GenBank genome assembly